Molecule: messenger RNA, 1761 nt
Organism: Osmerus eperlanus (European smelt)
Lineage: Eukaryota; Metazoa; Chordata; Actinopteri; Osmeriformes; Osmeridae
Gene: mlf2
Product: myeloid leukemia factor 2
Exons: 8
Coding region: 493-1242 (249 amino acids)
Biological process (GO): regulation of DNA-templated transcription
Cellular component (GO): cytoplasm; nucleus
Source: RefSeq, a predicted model, not a curated record
CGGAUGUUGCCUCCCCCUUUUUAUUGACAUUUCGCUUAAUUCUAGCUUGAGGGCUGCAGGCGUGUACGGGGUCAUUUGAUAUUUAAAAGGUUGACAUAUACCACCACGACUUUUGAACGGAUUGUUUAAUGCCGUGUUUAAAGGAGAGACAUCUGAAUCGGACGGCCGGCUGAAUUAUUGUGGAAAUAUCAACAUCUUUCUUGUUUUGGCUUCCUGACGUUUUUGCUUCCUUUGUCAGCCUGACUUCCGUUUUCAUGUGCAAUCAACAGUGGAAAAAUAACUUGCUGGGAAAAACCUACCUGGCUGUCAAAUGAUUUAGGCUCUACUAAGGCGUGAACAAAGUACGAUUUACAUAGGUAUUUUGGUGUGCCUCGAAGCACAUCUAUUUCAAACAGUUAACUGUUUUUAAAGGAUACCAUCGAAGGUGCACUGAGGCCAGAGAACCGACUUUUUAGCUAGCAACGGCUAGCUAAAUUAGCUUUUUGAAGUAACAUGUUUCGGUAUUUAAAUGACGUGGAUGACAGCCCUUACAUGAUGGAUCCGUUCGCUGCCCACCGGCAGCAGAUGAGAAGUCUGUUUGGUUCGUUUGGUUUUGAACCUUUCCCCCUCAGUCCCCAGAUUCAGCCACCACGUGCACCUCAUUUACAGGCUGGUGCCCUGGCCCCUUAUGGAAUGAUGGGAAUGGGUGGAGGGUUCAUGGACAUGUUUGGGAUGAUGGGAGGAAUGAUGGAGAACAUGCAGGAGAGGAUGUCCGGCUCCCCGAGCUGUCAGACGUACUCUUCCUCCACGGUGAUCUCCUACUCCUCCUCGGACUGCGGCGCUCCCAAAGUCUACCAGCAGACCAGUGAACUGAGGACCGCGCCUGGCGGGAUCCGCGAGACACGCCAGUCGAUGCGUGACAGCGAGAGCGGCCUGGAGCGACUGGCCAUCGGUCACCACAUCUGGGACCGCGGCCACGUGAUGGAGCGCUCCCGAAACCGGCGCACUGGAGACCGCGAGGAACGCGAAGACUACAUCAACCUGGAGGAGAGCGAGGCCGCAGCCUUCAACGAGGAGUGGAGGAGGGAGGCGGGGCGGUACCCUCCCCCCAGCGCGCGAGGGCUGGACUACGGCCGAGACCGGAGGUCAGGAGGUCAACAGCUAGCUCUCACCGCCCCUCCCAGCUCCUCGCCUCCGACCACACCCCGCCACGACUCCCCCCGACACCCCCCGCCCCCGACCCGCCCCCGUUACGACUGGUGAGAGGGGUCAAGGCUGAGGAGGCAAGCCAAGCUGAAGGAGGAGAGGAGAUCUACCUGAUGCUGUGAAUGAGGAUGAAUAGGGAAGUGGGUCAUCUCGACUGACCAUCAGAGAUGUCUGAUAGGAUGAUUGGACUGUCUAUAUAUAUAAACUAUACAUUUUACAAAUACACACAAACACAUGUCAGAACCCAGCACAUUCCGUAGUUGCAUUUCUGGUUCAACUUCUCUGCUGUUACCAUAAACACACACACACACGCACACACGUACAGGAGUGCAUACUCACACAUGACAUACACACACACUCUCACUUUGUAAAUAGAAACACAUUAUCAAACUUUCCAUGCGUUUUUUGCCCACCGCACUACAUAAGUAAACGUACAUGGCCACACUUCAGUGCAUACAUUUGCUGUACAGUCCAUAUAUGUUUGUGUAGACACUAGUGUCUGUGGAUUGAAUUGUAUACUGUUGACUAAUUAAACUAAUUGAUUGAAAAACCAUUAAACAUUGUUAGAUAAUUGCA